Messenger RNA from Orussus abietinus, 1067 nucleotides. RefSeq lists its product as uncharacterized. Lineage: Eukaryota; Metazoa; Arthropoda; Insecta; Hymenoptera; Orussidae. Gene Ontology annotation, cellular component: membrane. The transcript has 3 exons. The coding region runs from base 559 to 1035 and encodes 158 amino acids. The record is from RefSeq and is a predicted model, not a curated record.
UUCAGGCUUUCUAUAAAUACACUUUAAUUUUUUAUAUUUCAAGGUUGAUAAUAUAUUCUCUAACUGUAUUUAUAACGCAAUCGCAAUAUUACCGUGCAGUUGUUACCUAAAAUUCUUGCAGUAAACGAUAAUUCUCGUAACUUGAACCUAAGAGAAGCUGCCCCAAUGAAUUAACAAUUACUUAACAACCCGCCUUACAGCCAAUAGCUAGAAACAAAUUAAUUACUUUUCACGGCAAUUACCCCACAGAAAGAAUUCCUAAUAUAAUUGUAUUCUGUUCCAUGGUUCCACGUGAUUAAUUUCCGAAGAGCCGACAAAAUUCCACAGGUGAACCCCAAUAUUUUUCCGAACCAUAAAUUUCCCAGGAUCUCCGAUCUUGGGAUCCAGGGAACUGCGGAUCUACUCGAAAAGCAUCAACCUGAGAAAGGGACUGACGAGAUAAUGGCAAGAUAAAACGAAAUGUAUUCCAAAUGCCGUAUCGAGCGACCGUGGUAUUGGACUUUCAAAUUUCCCCCUGAACCGUGAAUCGAAAAGCCAACAGUGUCCUCUUCCCGAAGGAUGAUGCCAAGAGAACCGACACGGAUGGAAGAGGAAAUAUGGUCUAUCUACGCAUGGUGGGGAAGCGUCCUUGUCCUGCAACUGAUGACUCUUACGUGGAUAACCGGACGCAUUCGAGUUAAAAGAAAAGUUAUUCACAGUGAAGAAGACAAAAUGUGGUUCACGGGGUCGGACGUAAUACUUUGUCCAACUGGAGGAGGUCAUCCGGAAGUGGAUCACGUGCGAGAAGGUCAUCGUAAUGAUAUUGAAAUCAUUGUAACAUUUCUGUUAAUCGUCCCCAUUUGGUUGAGCACCAACCCAUCUUUUCACGUAGCUAAAACGCUUUUGCGGUGUUUUCCAAUAUCGAAGAUAUUGCACACUGCAUUAUACAUGAAUAUAUUUUAUAUGAAAGAGUUCUAUCAAACCAUUCUUCUUGGCAUUGCCUAUUGUAUUUUAGGUUACAUCAUUUCAUCUUGUGUCAUUUUUUCAUUUUUGUAAACAAAUAAAUGUAUUUACGUAUUACGUUUAAA